Molecule: messenger RNA, 1608 nt
Organism: Branchiostoma floridae (Florida lancelet)
Lineage: Eukaryota; Metazoa; Chordata; Leptocardii; Amphioxiformes; Branchiostomatidae
Product: RWD domain-containing protein 1-like
Exons: 7
Coding region: 136-849 (237 amino acids)
Biological process (GO): cytoplasmic translation
Molecular function (GO): protein binding
Source: RefSeq, a predicted model, not a curated record
ACAAAUGAUACACCCUCGCCACAUCUGAGUUGACCCCUCCUGACCCUGCCAUGAUCAGCCCAGCUCGGAACUUUUAAAUUCUCCCCUAUUUUGAGCAGAAUUGGUGCUGGAAAGUGAACAAGAGCGAUUUUAUAAAUGACAGACUACGAGGAAGACCAGAGGAAUGAGAUAGAAGCGCUAGAAUCUAUUUAUCCAGACAUUUUUGAAAUUCUAGAGACGGAGCCACCCUGUUUCAGGCUAUCCGUGUUGGCUGAGGCAGACAGCUAUGAAGAAUGCGACCCCCUCGGAGUUGACCUGCAGUUCACGUACGUCCCCACCUACCCUGAUGCCCCUCCUGACAUGGAGGUGUUGUCACCACAGAACCUUACAGAGGAGGACGUCAGCACUAUACAGGAGCUGCUACAACAACAGGCUGAGGAGAACCUGGGCAUGGUGAUGGUGUUCACCCUGGUGUCAGCUGUGCAGGAGAGACUGAGUGAACUGGUGGAGGAGAAGAAGAAACAGGCAGAAGAAGAGAGGGAAAGAAAACAGAGAGAAGAAGAGGAGAAAGAAAAGAAAAGAUUUGAGGGUACCCGAGUUAAUAUAGAAACCUUUCUGGCGUGGAAAGCCAGGUUUGACCAAGAAAUGGCUGAAAAGAAGAAGUCUAAAAAAGAUGAAGACAACAGUAAAAAGUUAUCAGGAAAACAACUAUUUGAAAGAGAUACAUCUCUGAACGACUCAGAUGCAAGAUUUUUGGACAAUGAAGACAUUACUCUUGGUGCAGGUGAUGAGAGUGUGGAGGUCGACGAGUCUCUAUUCCAAGACAUGGCCGAUCUUGAUCUUGAUGAGGACCUUGACCUUGAAGACUGAGGAUCCUCCUUGAAGGCAUCGUGCAGCUUCUCAGGAGGGACAAGAUUAGGGGGAUUAUCCAGGAUGCCGACAUUUAAGACUCACAAAAUAACUUAAGAAGGGCUUACGGUACAUAAGCACCCUUGAAAUAUUUCAUUUACAGUUCCAGCGAUUGAUAAACUCCAAAACCAUACCAGCCCCAGGAUGGUGUCACUCCUGCUCUUGCACUCGUUUGAUUGCUUCUCUGCAGAAUAGUCUGGCGUCCAUAGAAAGUUAAUUGGCAACUGAAUCUUUGUGAAAUAUAAGAGAAAGCUCUGAUUGGCCCCAAAUUGCACAGGUAUCUGUGACAGCAUGAUAACAGGGUUUGAACAGGUAUUCGGAAGUUCUAUCUCUGUUGAGAAGUAGCCAAUAAGUAACUCUGUAGAUACUCAAUGACUGCAGUGCCAAAUGUUAAAAUGAGGUAUUUGUCAGGGAAGCAAUCAGAGGAGUGAACUAGAGCUACAAUAGGAGAUCCUGUAACAGUCCCAUCCAGUCACUCUGUAUAGACUGGGCAGCAGUGUCUUUCAGCUGCUUUUUCCAGGGCCAGUUUGAAAUAAAGGGUCAGUGUGUUAAAACCUGCUACAUAAAUUCCAGCCUUGAAAAUAUACAGCAUUGUCCAUUCAUUGUUAUCCAACUGCAGCUUGUGAUGUCCUAUGCACUCUAAUAUGUAUGCAAGUGCAGUACAAUUCAUGGGGAUAGAGGUCAUGAAAUUAGAAAUUAAACUUUCAUUUAUGCUUUCUG